AUGAGGUGCAUUCAAUCCGAUAACGGGGAGAAGAGAAAUGACCUGAUAACUACUUCUACUACAAGGUCAUCAAUGCCUCAUUUAUCUUAUAGUUCUUCUACGUCGACCGAUGAUUUUAGAAGACUUUAUUCUGCAUUUGGAUCUCAAAAUGUAUCAGACAUAAGUGCGGGGUCAUCAAGCCAGACCCCAAGACGAAAACAUUUACGGUGUCCAACACAAAAAUCUAACAAUCUUAGAGUGUUCACAUUAUCUGAGUUCAAGAUUGCAACAAAGAAUUUCAACCAGCUUCUUAUGAUUAGUGAGGGUGGGUUCGGGUGUGUUUACAGGGCGCGGAUAAAUAGUUCAGAGGAUUCACGUGCUAAGAUCGAUGUUGCUAUUAAAAAGCUUGGCAAAAGAGGAUUGCAGGGGCACAAGGAGUGGGUUACAGAAGUAAAUGUACUUGGAGUGGUUGACCAUAAAAACCUUGUAAAAUUAGUGAAUUAUUGUAACGAGGACGAUGAGAGAGGAGAAUAUGUCUUUGUUCCACAAUUUAAUUACGCUAGCCUGCAAGACAGGGAUGGAGGAUUGGAUCUUCUGGCGAGCUCGGUUACUUGGGCACCCACUAGUUAUUUCCUUCGAGGCACCCCGGUCCUUGAGACAGCUUACCUACGCGGUGCCAUCGGCAAUAGUGACCCCGACUCUGCUAAUGGUGACCCCGGCUCUGCUAAUGGUGACCCCGGCUCAUAG
Messenger RNA from Papaver somniferum (opium poppy), 726 nucleotides. Its product is annotated as serine/threonine-protein kinase PCRK1-like. NCBI's taxonomy places the organism in Eukaryota, Viridiplantae, Streptophyta, Magnoliopsida, Ranunculales, Papaveraceae. The coding region runs from base 1 to 726 and encodes 241 amino acids. The transcript has 4 exons. The record is from RefSeq and is a predicted model, not a curated record. Gene Ontology annotation, molecular function: protein kinase activity; ATP binding. Gene Ontology annotation, biological process: protein phosphorylation.